CCUACCUGGCGGUCGCGAAGCACCAAACGAAAAACCACCCUCGCUUGGCUCCCGGAGGCCGAUUGAUUUGAAUAGAACCUACCUCCCGGAGACAAUCCCCCCGCGCAAGUUCGCUAUCCGCGCAACCUGCUACCCGUCGGAGACUGGGUUUCGGUAUUUCGUUGAGAGAUCUUUGAUUUUUUUUUUCUUUUCGUAUUGUCCGUUCCUUUUAUUCCUCGACCACAAAAUCCACCAACCAUGAGCGGAUACCAAAACGGUGGCCCCCGCGGCCUGGCCGAUGACAGCGAUGUUGAGGAGGAGGCCCUCGUCGCCGACUACCGAGAGCAGGUUCAGUACGAGGAGGGUAUGGAUGACCCCGAUAUGGUGUUGGCACAGCAGACCGACGACAUUCAGUCCCGGCUUGUCGCCGCAGCGCAGCCCCUUGACUUUUCCGCACCCCUCGAAGUCAAGUUCCAGAGCUACGACCAGUACUGCAGCUUAUUUCACUUCAUCCUGAACUCGGAUGGACCAGUUGACCUGGAGCCCCCUUCUUACUACUGGGCCUGGGAUGUCAUCGACGAGUUCAUCUACCAGUUCAACUCGUUCUCCUCGUACAGGAUGCGCAUCGCGAGGCAGGCCAACAACGAGGAGGAGGCACAAAUACUGCGGGAGAACCCCAACACUUGGGGCUGCUACAGUGUCCUGAACGUGCUCUACUCGCUCAUUCAGCGCUCCCAGAUCCUUGAGCAACUGCAAGCAAUGAAGCGGAAUGAGGACCCCAUGGCUGUCGCGGGUGACUACGGCAGCAGGAGUUUGUACAGGAUGCUGGGAUACUUCUCCAUCAUCGGUCUUCUCCGUGUGCACUGUCUGCUCGGUGACUUCAGCCUUGCCCUGAGGACGCUUGAUGAUAUCGAGCUGAACAAGAAGGCCAUGUUUGCCCGCGUCAUGGCCGCGCACUUCACAACCUACUACUAUGUCGGUUUCUCCUACAUGAUGGUCCGUCGCUAUGCCGAUGCCAUCCGCAUGUUCAGCCACAUCCUGGUCUACGUCUCGCGUACCAAGAACUUCCAGAAGAACGCUCAGUACGACUCGAUCACCAAGAAGAACGACCAGAUGUUGGCCCUCAUUGCCAUCUGUGUGGCUUUCCACCCCACUCGUCUUGACGACACUAUCCACACUGCUCUGCGUGAGAAGUUUGGUGACCAGCUCCUGAAGCUGCAGAGGGGUGGCCCUGAGUCUCUUCCCGUCUUCGAGGAGCUCUUCAGGACGGCGUGCCCCAAGUUCAUCUCGCCCGUUCCUCCGGACUUUGACAACCCAGAGGCCAACGUGGAUCCCAUUGAGCACCAUCUGUCCGUUUUCAUGGACGAAGUCAAGACCAACAUGUGGAGCCCGACUGUCAAGUCCUACCUCAGGCUGUAUACAACCAUGGACCUUAAGAAGCUCGCUGGUUUCCUGUCUGUCAAGCCUGAGGAGCUCCGAUCCUGGCUCCUUGUCAACAAGCAGCGCACCAAGCAGUUGCGCUGGGCUGACAAUGGCCUUCUCGAUGGCGAGUUGGUCAACGUGAGCGACCUCGACUAUGCCAUGCAAGGUGACCUGAUUCACAUCUCGGAGGCCAAGGUCGGCAGGAAAUUGGUCGACUGGUACCUCCGCAACCUGUCUCGCACAUACGUGUAAGCCAAGGUUGAUGAAGUCAAAGUCGCUUCGCUCAAAAGCACCGCGCCGCCCCAUUCGAAAAUCGUAGUCAAGACUUCAGGGGCAUUAAAUGGAAAUUUCCUGGCAGCAGGUUGAAAGAGAAUAUUUGGGCAGCAAGCGGCAAUAGCCCACGAGAAGAUGAUUUUUUUGCAUUGGCGUUCCAGGGGUCUCAUGGUUUCAAACAAAGCAACGUCUGGGUGCAUCGGAUGGUCAUGGGGAUUAUGGGUUUGGUUGUGCACAGUCAAGGCCCCUUUUUUGAGAGCCAAGUGAAAAGUAAAAAUGUCUAGGGGGGCUGCAAAGCCAACUUUAUGAUGUGGUUAGGGGUGAGCGGCCGACCAAACGAGCUUGUCUAGCGAGUUUGGCUUGGAUUUAGUAUGCUAAAAGUCUACCUAGCAAGCCUAGGUACCCCAGGUACCUUAGUCAGGUCUAGAAUGAAGCAGCCAUAACAACGCAAAAAUAAAAGGAACGUCUGAUCUGGCACAUUGGAUGGGUACGGAAUAAUUAUCUGUCUCAGUAACGCCCCUGCCAUCUGAUGGUUGCAACCCUUAUGGUGGGUGAGGUAACGGAUGCUUCCUCCCAUGCCACCUCAUCCCCC
Pyricularia grisea is the source of this 2266-nucleotide messenger RNA. RefSeq lists its product as uncharacterized. The transcript has 3 exons. Gene Ontology annotation, cellular component: cytoplasm; eukaryotic translation initiation factor 3 complex. The coding region runs from base 238 to 1653 and encodes 471 amino acids. NCBI's taxonomy places the organism in Eukaryota, Fungi, Ascomycota, Sordariomycetes, Magnaporthales, Pyriculariaceae. Gene Ontology annotation, biological process: translational initiation. Gene Ontology annotation, molecular function: translation initiation factor activity. The record is from RefSeq and is a predicted model, not a curated record.